This is a messenger RNA of Rosa rugosa (rugosa rose), 2670 nucleotides long. RefSeq lists its product as uncharacterized. Bases 1 to 2670 code for a protein of 889 amino acids. The transcript is spliced from 4 exons. The record is from RefSeq and is a predicted model, not a curated record. NCBI's taxonomy places the organism in Eukaryota, Viridiplantae, Streptophyta, Magnoliopsida, Rosales, Rosaceae.
AUGGAUAUGGUUGCGGAUAGGAGGUCUCGUCAGUAUAAAUUAGGGGUGAUACAGUUCUGUAAAUUUGCCUUGGAUAAUGCUAAAGACCCUAACCAUAUUCCCUGUCCUUGUACAAAUUGUGGAAAUGUUGACUACUUUUCUGCAUCUGUAAUAAGGGACCAUCUAUUUUUGAAUGGAAUUGAUCCGAGUUAUGAUAUAUGGAAUGAACAUGAGGAGGCAAUAUCGGAUUCAGAAAUAGAGGAAUCUGCUAAUGUUGCAGUAGCAGAUUCAGAUUCACACAGUUCACACUCUGUGAAUGGAAAUGAAAUACCUGAAUAUGAAGUAGGGUCAGGUAGUGAUGCAGAGAUGGAAAGUGAUGAGUGUAAUGAGUUUAGGCAGUUUGUCGAUGACGCCAAUAAACCAUUAUAUACUGGUUGUGAUAGGCACACACGGUUGAAUGUUCUAGUAAGACUUUACAACUUGAAAGCGAAGCAUGGUAUGAGUGAUGUUUCUUUCUCUGAGUGGUUGAUUGCAUUUGCGGAGUUUCUUCCAGUAGGCAAUGAGAUACCUGCCUCUGUUUAUGAGGAAAAGAAGACUUUGAGUUCUCUAGGAAUGGGUUACACUAAAAUUCAUGCCUGCCCAAAUGAUUGUGUUCUGUAUAGAAAAGAGUAUGCUGAUGCAAUUGAGUGCCCUACAUGUGGUACUUCAAGGUGGAAAUUAGGUAAAAACUCCAAAGAGAGGGAAGGUGUACCUGCAAAGGUAUUGUGGUACUUUCCCCCUAUUCCUAGGUUUAAGAAAAUGUUUCAGUCAAAGGAUACAUGUAAGAUUCUGACUUGGCAUGCUACUAACAGAAAACGCGAUGGCUUGAUGCGACAUCCGGCCGAUGCAGCUUCGUGGAAGUUAGUAGAUGAUAAAUGGCCAGACUUUGGUUCUGACCCUAGAAACCUACGACUUGCAUUGUCAUCAGAUGGGUUCAAUCCCCAUAGUUCAUUAAGCAGCAAAUACAGUUGUUGGCCUGUUAUUCUAGUCGCAUAUAAUCUGCCUCCAUGGCUCAUAAUGAAGAGGAAACACAUGUUGUUAACUCUAUUGAUUUCUGGGCCAAAACAACCAGGAAAUGACAUCGAUGUCUACUUGGAACCUUUAAUAGACGACUUGAAGCUGUUGUGGGAAGGAGUUAGUGGUGUCUACGAUGCAAGACAAAGUGAAUACUUUACUCUUAGAGGUUUACUAUUCUGGACAAUCAACGAUUUUCCAGCUUAUGGUAACCUUUCUGGAAGUAUAGUUAAAGGGUAUAAUGCAUGCCCUAUUUGCCUUGAAAAAACAAAACCAACAAGACUAGUUAAUGGAGGGAAAAUGGCUUACAUCGUGCAUCGGAGGUUUUUAGGAAGAAACCAUCCUUAUCGAAGGCAAAAGGCUGCUUUCAACAACUUUCUAGAACAUUCUCCCUCUCCUGUUCCUUUGAGUGGAGAAGAACACUGCCUUGAUGUGAUGCAUAAAGAGAAAAAUGUAUGCGAUAGUCUCAUAGGAACCUUGUUGAAUAUUCCUGGAAAAACAAAGGAUGGGGUGAAAACUCGGUUGGACCUUGUAGAAAUGGGUAUUAGAUUAGGAUUAAAGCCUGAUCUUGAAGGUCCCAAGAAGGAGCGCAUGCCAAUGGCAAGCUGGAACCUAAAGACAAGUGAAAAAAGAUGCAUAUGUGGGUCUUUUUUUGGUAUGAAGGUUCCUGAAGACUAUUCUUCUAACAUAUCAAACUUGGUUUCCAUGGAUGAUUUGAGGCUUAGUGGACUUAAAUCCCAUGAUUGUCAUGCCUUAAUGCAGCAACUCCUCCCUGUUGCCAUCCGAGGUGUGCUUGAAAAGCCGGUCAGAAUUGCUGUGAUCAGAUUAUGCUUGUUUUUUAAUGAAAUCUGCAGCAAGACUAUUGAUGUGUCAAGGCUGCCGAAAAUCCAAAGUGAACUUGUUGAAACAUUGUGUGAGCUGGAAAAGUACUUUCCCCCAUCCUUUUUUGACAUAAUGGUUCAUCUAACGGUUCACCUAGUUAGAGAGGUGGAGUUAUGUGGACCGGUUUGCUUUCGAUGGAUGUAUCCCUUUGAGAGGUACAUGAAGAUUUGCAAAGGAUAUGUUCGAAAUAGAAAUCGGCCCGAAGGUUGCAUUGCAGAGUGUUAUAUUGCUGAAGAGGCGGUUGAGUUUUUAGCAGAAAUUUUCAUCGACGACGAGACUGUUGGGAUUCCAUCUGCCACUCACAAAGAGGACAAGCCUACCUCAGGUGCUACAAUUGUUAUUGUUUACGGCAAGUUAUUCAACCAAGCUCAUCUCUGUGUGCUUCAAAACACGGAUGAAUUCAGAAGCUAUUUUGAUGAACACUUGGAAUACUUGAAGAGGGAGUUUCCAAAAUUAAUAAAGAAUGAAAAGUGGCUUACGGACAAGCAAAACAAGACAUUUGCAGAUUGGUUGAAGGAGAGGGUUGCUGUUCAACUGAGUGAACCAGAUGCUAACAUCCCUGACAUUGUCAGGUGGCUUUCAGAUAAACCAAGCAAUGAAGUACCAACGUUCAGCGGUUACCGAAUUGCAGGAGUUCAAUAUAACACAAAGAAGCGCGAUGAUCUUAGAUCAACGCAAAAUAGUGGUGUCUACUUGCUUGCUAAGACACCGCAAGUAGCUACUGCUAGGGAUAAAUUAAAGGCCAAUUAUAGAUGA